Messenger RNA from Carcharodon carcharias (great white shark), 1122 nucleotides. RefSeq names its product reticulon-4 receptor-like 2. Gene Ontology annotation, cellular component: plasma membrane. The record is from RefSeq and is a predicted model, not a curated record. The transcript has 3 exons. The coding region runs from base 1 to 1122 and encodes 373 amino acids. Gene Ontology annotation, molecular function: protein binding. NCBI's taxonomy places the organism in Eukaryota, Metazoa, Chordata, Chondrichthyes, Lamniformes, Lamnidae.
AUGGAAGGAGGACUGCGCCCGCUGUGCCUGCUGCUGACCCUCUGCCCGCUGACCAGCCCGUGCCCCCUGCUCUGCACCUGUUACCAGGCCCCGCUGACGGUCAGCUGCCAGUCGCGGGGCCUGGGCCGUGUCCCGGAGCCGCUGCCCGCCGCCGGGGCCCGGCUCUUCCUGCAGAACAACCUGAUUGUGGAGCUGGGGCCGGGCUCCUUCCCCAGCAACGUCUCGCUGCUGUGGCUCCACUCCAACAGCAUCAGUCGCGUCAGGCCCGGGGCCCUGAGGGGCUUGGCCCGGCUGGAGGAGCUGGACCUGGGGGACAACCCCCAGCUGAGGGCCUUGGAGCCGGGCACCUUCGCGGGCCUGUCCAGGCUGCGGACCCUGCGGCUGCACCGCUGCGGCCUGGCCCUCCUGCCGCUGGGCCUGUUCGCCGGGCUCCGCGGCCUGCGGUACCUCUACCUGCAGGACAACCGCAUCCCCGGCCUGCGCCCGGGGCUCUUCUCCGACCUGAGCCGCCUCUCCCACCUCUUCCUGCACGGCAACCGGCUCCGCCGCCUCCAGGCCGGGGCCUUCGGGGGCCUGCGGGGCCUGGACCGGCUGCUCCUCCACAGGAACCUGAUCGGCCUGGUCCAGGCCGGGGCCUUCGGGGGCCUGCGGGGCCUGGACACCCUCUUCCUGUCCCACAACCGCCUGGCCCGGCUGCCGGGGCCGGCCCUGCUCCCCCUGCCCUCCCUCCGCUUCCUCCGGCUCGACGGCAACCCCUGGGCCUGCGACUGCCGGGCCCGGGGCCUGCGGGGCUGGUUCGGGGCCUACCCCGGGGCCAGCUCCGCCCUGACCUGCUCCUCACCCCCGGGCAGGAAGGGCCGCGACCUCCGGCUCCUGACCCACCGGGACUUCCAGACCCCGGCCAAGGCCACGGCGGCAACCGGGCUCAAGGGCUCCCCGGCCCAGGGGUCAGCGCGGCCGGAGUACUGGCCGGACUAUGAGGAUGGCGACGAGGCGCUGACCUCGGACCCUCCUGGACGCUGCCCGGGCCGGAGCUGCAGCAGGAGCCUGGCCCCCGGCCGGCUGGACGUCGGGAUCUUCCCAUUCCCCCUGUGGGCCCUCACUCUGCUGCACUGGUCAUGA